Didymodactylos carnosus is the source of this 843-nucleotide messenger RNA. NCBI's taxonomy places the organism in Eukaryota, Metazoa, Rotifera, Eurotatoria, Philodinida, Philodinidae. The record is from the annotation of a GenBank genome assembly.
AUGGAGGAAAAGGACCGUAUCAAUGAUUCGCCAUUAAGUCUAGAAUCGAUGGAGAAUAGUGAUGCUUAUGAUACAUCGAGAUCAAAUACACCUGAAUUAGAUAAUGAUAAACUUUUUGAUGUUAGUAAUCGUCAAAACGGCAAUAACUCGGUACUAAAUUCCUUUCCGAAUUUCAGUCCAUAUUCACCACUAUCAGUUUUAUCGUUAUGUAAUAGUCCACUAUUCUUAACACCAUCGCCAGCACCGUCCAAGUUCAGUUUUAAUCUUUUCAAUCGAUCAACACCAUCUUCAUCCCACACAUCACAACAAAGAAAAUCAUUUAAUAGAGUAAAUUUUAGAAGUAUUGAUGAAUUAGCUGUCAGUUCUAGUACUCCUAAUUCCAGUGUACAUGAAGAUAGUGGUUAUGAUUCAAUAAUAUUGAGAACAUCAAGAAAUGAGAAAAUGUCAUCAUUAAUAGACAACAAUGACUUAUGUGACGAAUCUCAAGAUGAAAAUGCUCAAAUUUCAAUUAAGACCGUGGAUUCAUUAGAAACUAAAACGGAUAGUAAUGGAAAGAAAAAGAAUCGUACUCAGUUUACUGAUAAUCAAAAAUGGACAUUGGAUCGUUUUUAUGCUAAACAAUCAUAUCCGGAUCCAUCGCAAAUGGAAUUAUUAUCGAAACAAUUGUCACUGGAAGAAAAAGUGAUACGUGUCUGGUUUCAAAAUAAACGUUCUCGAGAUAAAACACGUUCGCCUCGAUUUUUAAAUCAAUCUCGUCCUCAAACAUCAACACCCACGAAUUCAACACCAACAAUGACACCCCCAUCGUGGCCAUUUUCUUAUAAUCCAGGAUUCUUUUACUGA